Bursaphelenchus xylophilus (pine wood nematode) is the source of this 4039-nucleotide messenger RNA. Lineage: Eukaryota; Metazoa; Nematoda; Chromadorea; Rhabditida; Aphelenchoididae. The record is from the annotation of a GenBank genome assembly.
AUGCUUUGUGAGUUCAUUCUAGAGCGGUUUACAUCAAACAUUCUAAGCUUUUUAUAUUAUACUAGGCUUCCAACAUUACACUUGCCCAGUUUUCAGUUCGACUCUUCGAGUCCCCAAUUUUGGUCUCGAAUUGGUUCAUUGUGAGUCAAUAGCGCCCAAGUCAACGAAUCGGCUCUUCUAGACCAUCAGCAUGGCUGAUCCACACACUGUUUUCUGGGCGCUUCUUGCGUUGGCGGCGCCGAUUUCGGCCGAACCGGUCGCCGAUCCCAUGCUCCAAACAGUGGCCAUGUACAUGCAGGAUGAGUCGUGUCAUUUGUUCGGGGGCUUCGUUUACGACGGAACCUUUCAUCCGCAGCCAAUGAAGGACGUGAAUUUGUACGUGGUGGAGGAGGGAAAGGUUGAAGAGGCCGACAAGGGGUGCAAAAGAAGUUUGAAUUCGAUUGUUCCGCUGAUGCAUGGACACUUUUUGUUGGCGAUCAGCAAAGGCAAGUCGGAGAACACCAAGUUCCAUUAUGCGGUGAGUUUUUUUCUUUUUUUUUUCUUUUUUUUCUUUUUUUGAAGAAAAUAGGGGCUUUGGGGUACCCUAUCAAUUUUUUCUAUCUUUUCUUUUACAAAAAUCCCUUUUUUUUAACAACUGAUUUGAAUUCUAGCUCCACAAGUUCGACAGGGAAAGGGGUCUUGGCGUGGCCAGACUUUUGAUCGAAGAGGAUUACGAAGUUGCAGCCCAGACCGAAAACAAUGUCAAGUACUUCCUCCAGUGGUGUUUCAAUGAAAUGCAAGCAUUUGUGAUCUGCGUUGGAUAUAGAGAGGUAGGGAUAUUGCUUAUUUGGGAUUUGUACGGGUUCUUUUUCGGGUUGAAGUUAGUUUCAGUGAAAGUUCAUAAUUUUUUGGGUCCCACCACGAAAGUCUUAAAAGUGCUGAUUAUGGUCUGAAGUGGUUGAAAGUGGGGUAAAUUUUGACUAAUGUGGUAAAAUAGUUUUACAGAGAGGUUGAUUGCUGUAGAAGGAUUAAAAAUGGCACUUUUGGGUCCCACCACGAAAACCUGAAUUUUUCCAAAAAUGUUCAAAACAAGCCUUUGGCACCGGUUUGUUUCAAGUUUUGCGCUGUGAUUACCAAUUUUGUUAAAACUUGGCUAAUUUUAAGUGGAUGUGUUGGGUCCCACCACGAAGACAUGAAUUUUCCCAAAAUAUUGCUAACGGGUUAGAAUAAGAUUUUUUCAGAACGACAAUGAAGGACUGAUCAUCAAACGCUUCUUCUUCGAUUAUUUCGCCAAGGAGGAGAGGUUCAAAACGACGUCUCCAAUAAUUGAAGUUCAACUCGAACAGAUUACGCACGUCUCCAGAGUGAUCUACGAUCAAAACAGUGGCCACUUUCUGAUCACUCACAAAGGCAUUCAGGGCUAUUCUGACGUGAGUAGAGGCGUUUUUUGUUUGAUUUUCGAUUCUUAUUUUUUCAGAAUAUUCUGGAAGAACGGAGUUUGUACGGCCUGGGCUCGGAGGCGCGUCAAAUUCGGACCAGUUUCGACCCUGCCGCAGCGAUUGGUGUCACUUCGUUUAAUGGAUACCGGUAUGUGUUUGUAACGCCUGAACAUCAAGUGUAUGAUGAGAGCGGUAAAGCCUCGUUGAAUCCGCAGGUUCAUACGGUAAGUUGAUUUUUUUCGAAAUUUGAGCCAUAAAAAUUUUUUGGAAAAAGUUCCUUAUUUUGGCCACAAUAAAGGUACUCCGCGAACUGCGCCCAAACUUGGGCACUAAAGUUAGGAAAAAACGCUUCGACCUAGUUGGCACUGAAUUACUGUAAUAGCUCUAUAGUUUUAAGGGUACCUACGAAGGUUGUGACGACUCAUUUAGUUCCAUACGGAGGCAAUAAGUUUAGUGCCGGACAUGUUUCAUCGUAUAAAGUGUUAAAUCACAGGCUGCAGCCGUUUUUGAAGGGUAGGGUGGUACGUUAAAAAGAAGGCACGUCACUAACUAAAUCCACUGUCCGGGCAUUGACAACGAUGAAUUGAGCGUGCACGCUAAAUUUGGGCUAAUUCCGACCAGUUUCCGCAAAGUUAUAAGUUGUGGCCAAAAUAAGGAACUUUUACCAAUUUUUUUUACCCUCAAAAAACUAACAAACUAAUACCCGUAUUUCAGUUCUACCGCGGUUUUACGGAGUCGUUCACUCUCGCCGAUGAAGUGACGGACAACGGAAAACCCAUGGAAGGAUUGUCCCCUCAGGCCCUCCGGCAUUUGCAAGUGGUCCAUUUGGACGCCAACCCUCUCUACUUGACCCACGGAGUGUCCGGCAUGCCCUUUGUCAAGAUCUUUGAGCGAGAAAAGGUGUGCGGAAACCCUGUACAGGAAAUGGAGAAUUGCUUGCUGGCCCUGGAAAGUCGCCAAACCAUGAUGACUGUCGCCAUUAUCCUCAUUUGCAUCACUUCGGUGGUGUUUUUGCUCAUUGUGGUGGUGAUGGUGAUGGUCGUACUCUUCUGUGUCAAGGUAGGAAAAAGUUGGGAAUUUUUUUGGGGGUUGCACGGUGCAAGGAAAAUUUUUGAAUUUUUGCGCAGUGCAAAAAUUUUUUUGAUAUCGAGAACUCAAAACAAGUAUUUUUGAUUAUUUUGUAUAAAGAAAGUAGUAAGUUUCGCAUCGUCCAAAAAGUUAUUAGUCCAUUAUUUUGGCCUGCACGGUGCGAAAAAAAUUUGAAUUUUUGCACGGUGCAAAGAAUAAUUUUUUUAGUUUAAAUGUUGAAACUCAAAAUAAAGGUAUUUUGAUUAUUUUAUAUAAAGAAAAUAAUCUUCGCAUCGUCCACAAAGUUAUUGAGCGAUUUUUUUGACCUGCACGGUGCAAAGAAAAAAUUUUAUAAUUUUUGCACAGUGCAAGGGAAAAUUUUGAAAAUUUUAGACGGUAGAAUAAGCAAAUGGAUGAUUUGGAGUUUUUGUAAUAAAACGGUGAUUUUUCCGCCGAGUGAAAAACAUUUUUAAAUGAAAUUUUGGUUCUGCACUGUGCGAUUAAAUGACUUUUGUUUUUUCGCACAGUGCAAAAAGUUGAUUGAUUUUUUUGCAUUGUGCGGAUAAAAUAUUAAUUUCAUAGAUGGUUCUUUAAAAAUUUUAGGGGUUUUCACGCUUUUUAGACUACUUUCUUUUAGUUUUUUUCCAUCGCACAGUGCAAUUUUGAGAUUUUUUAAUUUUUGCACAGUGCGGGAAAAAUUUUGAAAAUUUUGCACAGUGCACUAAGAUUUGAGGCUUCAAAAUUAGUUUGGAUACGAUGAAUUCUCUCAUCUUUUUAGGAGCGCAAGAGGAGAAAGCAGCGACGCCUGAAGGUGCAUAAGAAGCUCGGCAAGACGUCCGCCAAGUCUGAAAAGACCAAGAAGAAGGAGCCAGGCACUCCAGCUCCAUCAGCCGCCGAGGAUGAGAAACAUAUGGAUGAUCCGGAGUAAGUGGGGAUUUUUGGAAUUUUUUGAGAUUUUUUGUCGAAAAAUUUGGAAAAAUGGCAAAUUUUUUAAAGAAAAGAUGACUUUUAAUUUGAAAAAUUUUUCAAGUGACGAAUAAUGGGCUAUUUUUGUUGUUUUAAACCGAUUUUUGUUUGGAAAAGUUUCAAAAUUUACCCAGAAAUUGCGAUUUUUUUAUUUUUUUGCCUAAAAAUUAGGGUUUUUUCAAAAAAAAUCAUCAAAAAAAUUUUUGUAAAAUAUACUUUUUUUUGUUAUACUGAAUGUUUGAGUUGGUCUCUAAAAACUUUAUUUUUUCAGUCCGAAAGACAAGAAGGGAAUGGGCGGCUUCUUUGCGCAGCAAAUGCGAAAACUGGCCCAAAUGGAUGAGAUGGAGGAGAUCGAGAAAGAAAAGGAGCAAAAGAAGAAGGGCGGCGACGACGAGGAGGAUGACAGUAACUACGUCCUGGCCAAGGACCACUUCGACGCCAACGAAGCCGCGAAUCCGGACAACAAUAAUGCGCCGGCGCCCGGAGCCGAUGCGUUUGGAGCGCUGGCCCCAACCCAGGAGCCGGCUCCAGAUCACAAAUCCGCCCAGUAUGAAGCCCCUGAAGCCGCCUCUGGCGUCGGUAAAUAA